CCCCCCCGCCCCCGGCACCUACCGCCGCGCUCGCUGCCCGUCAGUCCCGCGGAGAGCGCUGCCGAGGCUGACCCGGAAGUGGAAGUGCUCUGCCAGCGGCCGGAAGUCAGUGGGGCCGGGGCCGGGCUGACCCGGAAGCGGAAGUGUCUGGCGAUGGCGGCGGCGGCCGGGGGCCUGGGGGCGCUGCCCGACUCGCUGCUGCUGGAGAUCCUGCGGCUGCUGCCCCUGCACGAGCGGCUGCGCGGGGCCCGGGUCUGCAGACGCUGGCGUAGGCUGGUACAGGACAAGAUGCUCUGGAGACAUGUGGAUUUAAUGCCCUACAAGAUCAGCUCCAAGAUCCUGUGGCACCUGCUAAAGCAGUACCUGUGCAAUAGCCUGAGGAUACUGAAAGUGAGAGGAGCUCUCUACUCAAUGAGAAAGCAUGAGUUCCUUUCCCCAGCGCUGUUCCAGGCACUCGGGAAGCAGUGUCCCAGCCUCCAUCACCUGUGCCUGACCCAGGCUGACCUCCGUCGGCUCCCAUAUGACUGUAUACCAUCUUCUCUAAAGAGCAUGAAGCUGAGCUGGUGUGAGAUUCCUACUGUGUGGUUCCAAAGAUCUGCAUCUCCAGAGACUCCCAGAGUCCUGCCACAACUGCAGCAUCUCAUGAUCCAUAACGUCUCUGCCUUUUCUGAUCAGCAUCUGCUUAACGUCUCAUCUCAGACCAGCCUAAGGACACUGAAGCUCUCUGAAACCUACCGGCUGACAGACGCUGGGAUUCAGAGAGCAGCUCCAUAUCUGGAGGACCUGGAAUGCCUGGUUCUGCGCAAAUGUGUCAUUGCAGAUGCUGCUGUUCACGUCAUCGGGCGUCACAUGAAACAGCUCCGCUCUUUGGAAUUCAGCAACACUUGUUCCAUAACAGAUGCAGGCCUGGCUUGUUUAGCAGCCUUGAAGUGCUUGGAAACCCUCCGCCUCGAGUCCAGAUUUAAGCUUUCCCCUGAUGCCAUUGUUGCUGUGUGCCAGGCACUCCCCCAGUUAAGGAAUCUCAAUUUAGAUGGGAGUGAUUUGGAAGACCAGGAAAUACGUAAAAUUCAGGCAGUGGAGACUUUAUCGUGUAUCUUGCUCCUGAAGGUAACAGAGGCAGAAAGGAAACGGCUCCUGCACGCGUCCGGCUGCUGUUAGUCUGUGUGCUGCAAUGAUGCUUGCCGAAUUAAUUGCUGAGUGGCGUGGGAAAGUGUCCUGCCACGGCAGAAGAAGUAAGGCAGCCCUCCCCAGAAACCUUCGGCAGAGGAUUGCAACCUACUUCCAGGAGAGUUUCCUUGAGGUCUCUGUAGAGGAUGCACGGGACAUCCCGGUGCACGUAAACAAACUGUUCCACGGGGCCCCCCUCUGUCUAACUGUACAGGAGAAUGAGAAGCAGAUAGCAACUCUACCUCUAUGGUUAUUUCACUAUCUCUUCUAACCUGAUUAAAAACAUGAAGAGAUGUGUGCCUGCAAUACUGACGCAAACGUCAUACUUACCAGAGGUUCCUGUCCCUGAAUCAGGCUUGCCGGUGCUGGAUGAUAGGGACCGGCUCAACUGCUCUGGUGUCAGGAAGAGGUCCUGGCUUGCCACACCACUUGAUCCCCCGGUCGCCUGUCCCCCACUCUCCUCCUACUGCUGUUCCUCAUCCAACACCUUGUACUCAGGGUUCACUCCAGUGGUCACAGAAUCAUAGAAUAUCAGAGUUGGAAGGGACCUCAGGAGGUCAUCUAGUCCAAGCCCCUGCCCAGAGCAGGACCAAUCCCCAAUUAAAUCAUCCCAGCCAGGGCUUGGUCAAGCCUGACCUUAAAAACUUCUAAGGAAUGGGAUUCCACCACCUCCCUAGGGAAUGCAUUGCAGUGUUUCACCACCCUUCUAGUGAAAAAGUUUUUCCUAAUAUCCAACCUAAAUCUCCCCCACUGCAACUUGAGACCAUUACUCCUUGUCCUGUCAUCUGCUAUCACUGAGAAUAGUCUAGAUCCAUCCUCUUUGGAUCCACCUUUCAGGUAGUUAAAAGCAGCUAUCAAAUCCCCCCUCAUUCUUCUCUUCCGUAGACUAAACAAUCCCAGUUCCCUCAGCCUCUCCUCAUAAGUCAUGUGUUCCAGACCCCUAAUCAUUUUUGUUGCCCUUCGCUGGACUCUCUCCAAUUUCUCCACAUCCUUCUUGUAGUGUGGGGCCCAAAACUGGACACAGUACUCCAGAUGAGGCCUCACCAAUGUUCAAUAGAGGGGAACGAUCACAUCCCUCGAUCUGCUGGCAAUACCCCUACUUAUACACCCCAAAAUGCCAUUGGCCUUCUUGGUGCAUGACUCUGACUACUCCAAAGUAUUCCACAGGGCCCUUGGGGGGUGCUGGGCUUGCCGCCAGUGAUGCCAUGCAGCUCAUUGUAGAAGCAGCGUAUCUGGCUCUGCACCUGAGUAGCUGUUCGCCUCCUUUGCCUUCUGGUGUGCCUGCCGCAGCUCCUUGAUUUUCAUGUGGCACUGCUGUGUUUCCCUGUUGUAGCCCUUCUCCACCUUGUCCCAAGCCAUCUGGCCAUAGAUAUCUACAUGUCUGUGGCUGGAUCGGAGCUGUGCCUGCACGGUUUCUUCUCCCCGGAGACCCAGGGGAUCCAGCACAUCCUGUGCGUUCCAGGCAGGAGUGUGUUUGCUGCGUGGAACCAGCAAGGUCAAUUGGGCAGAUCCUAGGUGAGCUCUCCAUGCUGAGCAAACAGGAAAUGGGAUUUCCAAAAUUCGCAGGGCUUUAAAAGGUACGUGGCGAGUACCUGGCCACCAGACAGUGGAGUUCAAAACAGUGACCAGAGCGGUAGUGGUGUGGCAUUGUGGGACACCUCCUGGAGGCCAUUAAAGUUGACGUAAUUAACACAGUGUCUACACUGACAUUGUAUCGUCGUAACGAUGUUGACUUAAGUGCUACGCCUCUUGUGGCGGUGGAAUUAUUAAGCUGACGUAGCAGGUGAUUUACUUCGUCAGGAGCAUCGUUAUAGGGUAGAUGCUGACCGAAUAAGAGCAACGUAAGCCACCUUGCGUUGACCUAACUGUAGCAUAGACCGAAUCCAAAUGUAUGUGAAUAACUAAAGCAUAGAUCUCAGGUAUUAUAUUUGAAUAAUAUUAGCAGGCUGCCAGCAGCCAGAUCCUGCAUCUGGUUUGUUGGGUUACAUUGCUGUGCACGGCUGCUUGUGCCUUCUAUUGUUUAAAUACUCCCUCCUCUUUACCUGCUGUUACAAAGCCCUGAGUUCACGUUAGCAAGUUUGGGCUGAUGUUAAAACAGUAGCUGUUUUGAAGUUUCCAUUCUGGGACACACUGAGGUUUUGAAUCUGCUGAGUUGUUAUCUGUAAUCAAAUGUAAAAUGUAUUUAUAAAAUAAAAAUGCUUUUAGAUCUGUAAA
This is a messenger RNA of Chelonia mydas (Green sea turtle), 3381 nucleotides long. It is a transcript of the gene FBXL12, whose product is annotated as F-box and leucine rich repeat protein 12. Bases 154 to 1158 code for a protein of 334 amino acids. Gene Ontology annotation, biological process: SCF-dependent proteasomal ubiquitin-dependent protein catabolic process; positive regulation of protein ubiquitination. The transcript is spliced from 4 exons. Gene Ontology annotation, molecular function: protein binding. NCBI's taxonomy places the organism in Eukaryota, Metazoa, Chordata, Testudines, Cheloniidae. The record is from RefSeq and is a predicted model, not a curated record. Gene Ontology annotation, cellular component: SCF ubiquitin ligase complex.